GCCGACUGUGCACUCCUGUCUCCCUUGACCUAUCUUUUGUCCAAGUAUUUCCGAAGAGCUCUAGUCCGUCCUUGUAGCUUUGAUCUUUCAGAAAUGCUCUUGCAUGGUCGGUUGUUCUUUCGCAAGAUAGGUGCUGAAGUAAGUUGCUACUGCUUUGAUAGCCAGCAACGAGGAAGUUCAAUAACUAUUUCAUCCGUGGUGCCCGACACAAAGGUAGAAAGGUAUAAAAGACCACACUGGGACGAGGAGUAAAUGUCCGCCAACGAUUCCCACCGAUGAAUGGAAAAGCAGUUUCCUGAUACUCCAAGCCUUAUAUUUUCAUGCCAUUCCAGAUAAAAACGCAAAAACUUUUCUUAUCGCUUUGCAGAAAUGGCAACACGAUACAUUUCCAGUCGUCUCAUUCAAUCGAUCGAAAAGGGAGGUAAAAUGGUGAUCGUUGAGUACGUUGAUAAAACGACUACUUGGAUCCGUCCAACAGGCUCCCCUGCUACAAGUGUCCAGACCGAGUUUGUCCAAGUCGUGACCGACAAUUUCGAGACUCUUCAGCCUACUACUGCCUUUGUAGCCAUGAAGGAAUCCGAGCAUAAAAGUGACUUGGAUAAACGCAAGCACUACACUGCGUACGAGCUAAAUAGCGACCGCACUGUUACACGUACAACACACUUCGUGCGGCAGAUUCCACAGUAA
Molecule: messenger RNA, 687 nt
Organism: Aspergillus homomorphus CBS 101889
Lineage: Eukaryota; Fungi; Ascomycota; Eurotiomycetes; Eurotiales; Aspergillaceae
Exons: 2
Coding region: 370-687 (105 amino acids)
Source: RefSeq, a predicted model, not a curated record